AAAAGGUAAAUCCAUAUUUCUAACAUCUGAUUGGUUACUGCUGUUAAAUGAUUAUUAUGGAAAAGACGAUACAUUAUUUGAUGACGUAAUUUUUAUUUUAAAUAUUUAACUAAGUAUAUAACGAAUAUAUUCAUUGUCAAUGUGCAAUCAUAUUUGUAAUAUUGUGUAUUUUUCUAUAUAAAAUUUUAUUUUAAAAACUGUGAUUGAUAUUAAUGAUAAUUUUAAUUUAUAAAAAUAUUAGAUAUUUUUAAAUAAUAUUUAAUAUAUAAUAUUGCUAUUUUUUAAAUAAUAAUAAUAAUAAUAAUAAUAAUAAUAUUUAAUAAAAAUCAUAUGCUUUAAUAAAUUCUUCUUUAUCAUUAAAGAAUGCCAGGUGUUACAGAAAUGUCUUUGGAUAAUAUGUUUUGUUCUCGAUGUAGAGAAGGUUUUGUACCUCAUGAGAAGAUUGUUAAUUCAAAUGGAGAAUUAUGGCAUCCUCAAUGUUUUGUAUGUGCACAAUGCUUUCGUCCAUUUCCAGAUGGAAUAUUUUAUGAAUUUGAGGGAUAUAAAUAUUGUGAACAUGAUUUUCAUGUUUUAUUUGCACCUUGUUGUGAGAAAUGUGGAGAAUUUGUUAUUGGUCGUGUAAUAAAAGCUAUGAAUGCUAAUUGGCAUCCAGGAUGUUUUCGUUGUGAAGAAUGCAAUGGUGAAUUGGCUGAUGCAGGAUUUAUUAAAUGUCAGGGUAGAGCAUUAUGUCACACAUGUAAUGCACGUGUUAAGGCUGGGGCACUUGGAAAAUAUAUCUGUCAUCAAUGCCAUGGUGUAAUUGAUGACAAACCUCUUCGUUUUCGUGGAGAACUUUAUCAUCCUUAUCAUUUUAAUUGUACUGCUUGUGGUAUAGAACUUAAUUCAGAUGCUAGAGAAGUUAAUUCUAGACCAGGAUAUGCUGCAAAUGAAAUGAAUGAAUUAUACUGUUUGAGAUGUCAUGAUAAAAUGGGAAUUCCAAUUUGUGGUGCAUGUCGACGUCCAAUUGAGGAACGAGUAGUAACUGCUUUAGGCAAACAUUGGCAUGUUGAACAUUUUGUUUGUGCAAAAUGUGAAAAGCCAUUUUUAGGUCAUCGUCACUAUGAGAAGAAAGGUUUAGCUUAUUGUGAAACACAUUAUCAUCAACUUUUUGGCAAUUUAUGUUUUGUAUGUAAUCAAGUAAUUUCUGGUGAUGUUUUUACAGCUUUGAACAAAGCAUGGUGCGUUCAUCAUUUUGCAUGUGCUUUUUGUGAUCAGAAAAUGAAUCAGAAAACUAAGUUUUUUGAAUUCGAUUUAAAACCGGCAUGUAAAAAGUGCUAUGAUAAAUUUCCACAAGAAUUAAAAAAACGUAUGCGUCGAAUGUAUGAUUUAAAUCCUAAAAGAAUACCAGCUUAAAAAUAUAAAUUAUAUAAUGGUCUGUGGUUAAUUAGAUAUAAAAUAAUUUCUAUUGCAUUAUAUAUAUCUUUAUUGCUAACAUUAUUUUAUUUUAAUUGUAUUUAUAUCUUUUUUGUUUUAAUCAUAUAUAAUUAUUUUAAUAUAUCUAUAUAAAUAAGAAGAUUUAUUUCAUCAAUUUUUAAGUGCCUUAUGAAUAAAUUAGAAUAUAUAGGAUAUAUGUAAUAUAUACAUAAAAUAAUUGAUGAUAAUUGUAUAUGAAUAAUAAAAAAUAGAGAUUAUUGCAAAAAAUAUAAUAAAA
Messenger RNA from Apis cerana (Asiatic honeybee), 1690 nucleotides. RefSeq names its product LIM zinc finger domain containing stck (gene stck). Gene Ontology annotation, biological process: positive regulation of substrate adhesion-dependent cell spreading; cell-cell adhesion; positive regulation of integrin-mediated signaling pathway. Lineage: Eukaryota; Metazoa; Arthropoda; Insecta; Hymenoptera; Apidae. The record is from RefSeq and is a predicted model, not a curated record. Gene Ontology annotation, cellular component: cell-cell junction; focal adhesion; cytoplasm.